GCCAGAUCCAGAGGCCGGGCGGGGCGAGCGUGGAGGCGGAAGUUUGCGGUCGGCCUGAGGGGGACGGCGCAGGCACCGGGAGCCACUUGUCAGCGGUUCUCCGAGGUGGAGGCAGCGCGCGUCCGGAGUUUCUUUCAUUUUCUGGAGUCGGACAGUGAACCCUGGGAACCAUGAGCAACUACACCGUGUCCUUGGCUGGCCCAGCUCCUUGGGGUUUCCGGCUGCAAGGUGGCAAGGAUUUCAACAUGCCUCUAACAAUCUCUAGUCUGAAAGAUGGUGGCAAGGCGUCCCAGGCACAUGUAAGAAUAGGUGAUGUGGUCCUCAGCAUUGAUGGAAUUAGCGCACAUGGAAUGACUCAUCUUGAAGCCCAGAACAAGAUUAAGGGCUGCACAGGCUCUUUGAAUAUGACUCUGCAAAGGUUUCUCCACAUCCCUCGUAUGCCUUUGUGUUGUCUGAUGAGCUUUUCUGUGUAUGCAACAUCUGCCAUCUGUUUGCUGUUGAGGCAUGGUAUCACAUCUGCAAAACUCAACUGGGACCUCAUCUCCUGCCCAUAGUCUCUUCCUACUCAUGCAACGUAUUCAU
Molecule: messenger RNA, 582 nt
Organism: Nannospalax galili (Upper Galilee mountains blind mole rat)
Lineage: Eukaryota; Metazoa; Chordata; Mammalia; Rodentia; Spalacidae
Product: PDZ and LIM domain protein 5-like
Exons: 4
Coding region: 171-554 (127 amino acids)
Biological process (GO): actin cytoskeleton organization; muscle structure development; heart development
Cellular component (GO): filamentous actin; adherens junction; stress fiber
Molecular function (GO): muscle alpha-actinin binding; actin binding
Source: RefSeq, a predicted model, not a curated record